Messenger RNA from Spirodela intermedia, 5375 nucleotides. Lineage: Eukaryota; Viridiplantae; Streptophyta; Magnoliopsida; Alismatales; Araceae. The record is from the annotation of a GenBank genome assembly.
AUGGCAUCAAAACUUGAUUCAACUUCGGCCAAUGACUCUCAGCUUGCACAGUCACCUAUUGCAAAGUCCAUAUCUACUAAUUCAGCCAACAGUCCUAAAGUCUCCAUGUUUGGAAUUAAAUCUGGAUUUGUCAUACCAAAGAAUAAAUUAUCUGGCUCUUUGGUUCCCAUCUAUCGAGGAGUUAGCAAGGUAGACUCUGGCGAUGUAGGAAAGGAAGAAAAUAGUAAGCAAGUUCAGAGGAAAACGCGAUGGGGUGUUGAUCUGACACAGGAUGCAUCUGUCAGGAAAGGAAGAUCUCUUGCCUAUCAGGUAUUAUUCACACUUAAUAUUUAGUUUCAUUCGACUGAUAUGUUUAUUGUUUGUACGAAAUCACGGUAAAAAUCCACAUUCUUUGCACUACAUUGUCUAGUUCCUUUGCUUCUUUACAUUUCAUUACAUGCACCCUUUAUCCUUUUAGGUAGUUGCUCUCUUGAAUGGGUAAGGCAAAUUUAUCACACCAUGGGUGUAAGGAAGCAUCCCCUUUAUCUGGAAACUCGAUGCCUCCUUUCAUCAAUUGGUGUGAAGAUGCCAUUACCCUUCUUGCGAACAUCUCAUAUAGGAAAGCUUCCCAUUCCAGGUGGCAUUAAGUGAUAUUACUGCCUGUGUGGUGGUACAAAUUUUGAGCAGACUAGAGUGGAGCAAAUUACACAGCAGCUGAAAUCUGGAUCCUUGGAGCUUGGGGAGGAUCAAGGCUCACAAACACCAGAACGGUCUUCUAAUGUAGAUUCUGUUGAUCAGUUAAAUCUUUCCAAGGUAUGUCUCCCAUUGAAAUGGGACGGAUAUGUGAUGAAUUGCGACUAUGAUUUUCUCUUUAAAUUUCAUUUUGGGUAUUUUUUGAACGCAUACCAUUAUACUCUACAGUCCCACAAUCGUGAGUCGUUGGAGUUAGAGAAGCGGGAACUCAUUGGUAAGUUCGCAUUGUCCCUAAGCAUCCAUAUUGUAUCGGGAGAAAAUAGGUUUUUUCUAACUGUACCUUCUGGGUUUUCAGGUGAAAUAUUGCGGCUGAAUCCCAACUAUAAAGCCCCACCUGAUUACAAACCACUUCUGAAAGAGGCCAAAGUUCCCAUUUCAGUUAGUACACUAGACGCCCUUGGAAAAUGCUUCCCUUUUAUUUUUUUAUUAUUCUGUCGGACCAAUUUAUUUCGAAGGCAUAGAAUAUCUCACACUAUGUUUUGUUUGGUAUUUUUAUUCUUAUUUUCACUAUUUUGGUUUCACGUGUAUUUUAUAAAAUAUCUCACACUAAACAAUGGUUUCUAACGUCAGGCAAGAAUGAUCACUUCGUGGCUGGCACACAAAUUUAAAUAAUGUGAGAAAUUUUCACUUGACCUGUACGUUUCAGAAAGCCCCAUUGACCUAAAAUGUGCUGAAGAUUAGUAAUACAUUAGGAUGCUGGCAUGGUUAUUGUUAAUCACCUCCUGGAACAGCUCCAUUGCAGCACACGUGUCCUGCUGACUGAAUUUUAGGGGUAGGUCAUUGAAUCAUUACUGAAUUAGUCUGGAUUGGUUCAAACACUAUCAUUGAGUCAUUGAUCUGUAACUUGUGGUGGAUCUUUCUUGGGCAACACAACUUGAAUGCUUCAGUGUUAUCUUUCAAACUAGAAAGGCUCCAUUUAGGGAAUUUUUUGCUAAAUGCACAUAAUUGCGUUAGAAUUCUGUUUAAUAGCAGAAGGCAUGAGAUUGCGUUAGAAUUUUUUGCUAAAUGCACACAAUUUUUAUUUGUAUAUAUGCAUGCAAUUUGUUAUGAUCAACUACUGCAAAUACAUCUAUUUAGUUGCAGAACAUUUGCCUUGAAUAUUAAAUAUCUUUAUAAGGAUUAGCCCUAGAAUGCAUUCUAGACGGUUGGCAUAAUUUAUAACCACAAACACGGUGGGGAUUUCAUCUUUUUCUUCUCAAACCCAACGUCCAUAUCGUUGAUAUUGGGCCUUGGAAAAAUAACUAAAAAUUAAAUCAGCCAAAUGCAUUUUCGGUGGAAUUGGGUACUUCAUUUCCACUUAAUUGGCGACGGAAAGGGAAACAAUCGCCUAAAUCACACAAUCGUUGCAUUUAUUUUAUAUAUACAAACGUAGGUCCAUUUUUUAGGAGUAAUUUCUUGCCGUCUUUGAUGCCAUUAUGUUCUGGAUUUACAUCAAAAUUAUGUGCGCAUCAGCAAAUCAUUAUUUGGUGUACAAGAAACAAUCAUUUCUGUUUUUAGGAUAAAAUUCAUGAACUUUAAUAAUUACCUGCGAUAUCCAUGAUUUCUCUUAUUUUGACUUGUCUCUUUAUUCCAUUGUAUAGGUAAAAGCUCAUCCUGGGUACAACUUUAUCGGGCUAAUAUUGGGGCCUGCAAGUAAUACCCAGAAACGACUAGAAGAAGUAAGCCUGUAUACCUUUGGUAGAUGUAAACUGUGCCUGAUGACGGAUCUAUCCUUGAGUGAUCGAUACUCAUAUUGCUUGUUUAAACUAGGAAACUGGUGCUAAAGUACGUGUAUAUGGAACCAAAAGAACGUCAAGAGAGAAGGUAUUACUCUGCUAUAGAGGUUUUAUAGUCAUUGUUUGUGCUUAAUGCUGUCUAUUUAAUCUGCCUUCUAUUUCAAGAUAGCAUUGUUCGCAAUCUGGGAGAAUUCUUUUUCGAUUUUGUUCUUGUGCCUUCUGGAUUGAUAGCAUCACCUUCCUAGCUACCGUGAAAAAAUCCAGAAUUCUUUCCCUGGUAGACCUUUUUAUUUUGUAAUUUUAUUUGGCGCACGGCGUUUGAUGGAAGCAGAAUGUUAUAUUUUAGUUACAGGGAAACUUUCUUUCUUUAGUCGCAUGUCUGAUAACACGAAAAGGCUUUUCUUAAUUUCUCCUUUCCGUUUACGAAACCAUGAAGCAUUUUCUCUUCGUACGAGUUUGCUUGAUCAGGAAGGUGGGUUUGCUGGUUGGCAGGCGCAAGGCCCUGGUAUUAGUGUUGAACAUAACUUCUGAAUGAUAAUUUUCCUGCUAAAAUCCAGUCAGCAUACUAGCAUCCAACCCCUCACAAAGGAGAAGAAAAAAAGUGCAAGUAAAAGAUGAAUGUGCCUAUGAACUUAUUAUUUAUAAUUUACAGCCAUUCCAGAAUUUUUUGCCGACGCGUGGGAUUCUAAAGUUUAAAUUGUCAUUUACUCAAUUACUCUUUCGUAAAUUAGAUACUUUUGCUUCUCAUUAGGAUUGAUUAUCAUUUUCUUGCCAAUUCGUGAGCUGGUUGAUCUCAAACAACACAAUUCAUGAUCUCGAAGUGUCAGUAUGUAGGUUUCUAAAUCCUUUCUUAAACUACCCCAUCGAUUCCCUGCCCAAAUCAUUGUGGUUAGGAGGUACGCAAGUAAAUGAUGGUAAAUGUUGAGCAAAUCUUAUACUUCAAACUUUGUUUCUGAGAUUAAACUCAGUGACCGAAUAUUGUGAAACAUGUAAUCACAUCAACUUGACCAUAAAGUGAUCCAUAUUCUGCAUGUGCCUGAUACAGAUGUUAUUAGUCCUGUUACACUAACUUUUUUGUAUCCGUAAGCAGCAUGCGACAUAUGCCCCUUUUUCUUCGUCGUCGUCAUUGUUUUGACAUGCGAGAUGCAUUCCUGUGCAGUGUGAAAUCACUCGGUCAGACGCGGCUGAAGCUCAGGGAAUCUACGACGACCUUUACGUCCAUAUCUUAGCGGAUACCUACGAGAAAGUCGACGCUGCGGUCUCUCUUGUUGAGCUUCUAGUCACUCCCGUAUUUGUAAGCAGACCCUCCCCUCUCUCUCUCACCCACAAUGUUAGCUUUCCACACAACUUAGAUGCCAGCAUCCAAUCCCCUCACACCAUUCCAUUUUGCAGCCUAUUCCUGCAGUUUCAGCUGGGGAUGGUGUGGACGAUGCCAACCAAAGUCAGAAGGAUUCUUCAGUCCCAGCACAUUCGACGGUCCCUGUCAGCGUGGCCUAUCAAGGCGUGGUGCAACCAGCAGUGGCUCCGCCUGCGCACGCUGCCUUGCCCCAUUUUCAGCCAUAUCCUGGUCCAUGGCCUCCUCAUUUUCCACCUUAUCUUACCUCAGCCCCAUCAUCUUCUGGGUUCCCUCCAACAUCCAUCAGCCAAUUUCCUCCACCUGCUGUCUCUGGCCCUGAAUCCCACAACAUGCAGAAUUUCCGGCCGCCUCUGAGUCAACACACUGCACCUUCGGGCCAUGGAUAUCCUCCCAUGGGCCCCCAGGCUCCUCAGUCAACGCCACAGACAAGACCAACCCCAAUGAUCCCACAAUCAGGGCCAGCAUCACCUGGGGGCGGAUUCCUUUACACUAGUAGGCCGUUGACAUCCACUACACCACCGCUGCCUCAAAGACCAAAUACCAUGUUUAGCAUGUUUCCUCCCUCGUCUAUUCCUCCUCAGAUGCCUCAUCCUGUGGUUCAACGAGGCAAUGCUCCUUUCCAACCCGGGCAGAACUUCACUCCCCGGCCUCCCUUCUCUCAUCAGCAUUCCUCAAAAGCUCCUUCUCAUGCUCCUGCACCAGCCAUGGGGUCGUCGGCUACACCCACAUUUAUGCCGCCUGGUCGGGUGCCCUCUCUGUCUCCUCGCCCAUUCUCUGUGUCAUCAUCAGCAUCCUUACCGGCAAUUACAAGCCCUUCACCAUAUCCAUUAGUGCAGACCCAAACUCAGCCAGUUCCUUUCUCCACCACGAGGCCACCGGUGCCGGUGUCCUCCAUAGCCGCUGCACCGUCGGUUGCUCCGCCGUCUCAGCUGACUGUUCCUGCCGUCUCUGGGCAGCCUGCAAUGGGCGGCUUCUUCCCCCUGAAACCAUCUGUUAGCGUCCUGCCGAUCACCUCGCCGAAGCCUCAGCACCUGAGCCUCGGAGACUUCACCUUCCAGCCACACAGAGCGUCCUCUCCCAUGCCCAGCCCUCACUCCGCACCUCCGAACAACCCUAGCCCCGCCGCCCAGCUACCACCACUAUUUGCCCCAGCGCCACAGCAGCCGUCCUUCCGCCCCGCCGCCCCAAACCUAGGGAUGAUGAUGCCGGGCCCUCUCCGGCAACCUCCUCCGGCUUCUGUUGGCCUCCCCUUCUCUGCCAAUCCAGCAAAUAUGUUAGCCUCCACAAGGCUUCCUUCCUUCUCCAAUGCCGGCCCUUUGAGCUCCUCCCAGGUAGAUGUGGGAAGAAACUUUCUCCCCGCACCUCCCAGCGGCCUACCGGGGUCUGCGCCGUCGCGGGCCGCCGCCUUGAUCCAAGCCCACGGGCAGCAGGGUCCGUCCCCCCCCGUGCGGCCGCCCCACGGUUACGUCCCCUUCUCUCCGAUUUCCAUCCCUCCGACACUCCCUCGGCCGCAGGGAGGCGGCGGGGAUCCGGAGUACGAGGACCUGAUGGCUUCUGUGGGGGUUAAGUGA